AUGGACAGGCUUAUCAGCUUAGAGCCCUCCAACCUCGUACCUGUCCGCAUCGAACACGGCCACAAAUGUUCAGGCGAGCUCACCUUGCGCAACGUCAUGUACACCAUGCCUGUCGCCUUCCGGCUUCAGCCGCUUAUCAAGACCCGUUACACUGUCAGGCCACAGUCGGGGAUUAUAUCUCCUCUUGCAACGUUGACUAUUGAGAUUGUUUAUCAUCUCCCGCCUGGCUCCAAUCUUCCGCACUCGUUCCCGCUCUGCGACGACUCGUUCCUCUUGCACAGUGUGGUGGUUCCAGGAGCCGCGAUUAAGGAGCCGUCGUCCAUGUUUGACGCCGUCCCAAACGACUGGUUUACGACAAAGAAGAAGCAGGUUUUUAUAGACAGCGGCAUCAAAAUCAUGUUCGUCGGCUCGCCGGUUUUGGCUCAGCUUGUGGCUGACGGCUCCAUGGAUGAUAUUCGGGACGUUCUUGAGAAGAGUGAGCUCGAUUUAAAGGCGGUGGAUUCGGUGGACAAGCAUGGACAAACGUUGCUUCAUUUGGCGAUUGCUCAGAGCCGAGCCGAUCUUGUGCAGUUGCUUCUAGAAUUUGAGCCGGACGUGGAGGCUCAAAACCGUUCUGGGUCGAGCCCGCUUGAUGCGGCGAUGGCGGCUGGAGAAUCCCUGAUAGUGGAGCUGUUAUUGGCUCAUCGGGCUAGUACAGAACGGUCGGAGUCCGCUGCUUUGGGUCCGAUUCAUCUUGCCGCCGGCGCCGGUCACAUCGAUGUGUUGAGGCUUCUAUUGCUCAAGGGGACAAAUGUGGACGCGCUCACGAACGACGGGAACACGGCUUUGCACCUCGCCGUCGAGGAGGGAAGAAGGGACUGCGCCAGGCUUUUGUUGGCAAGCGGUGCAAGGACUGAUGUCCGUAACACCGGAGAAGCUAACUCGUCGUUGCACAUCGCGGCUAGCUUAGGCGACGAGCACAUGGUGAAGCUGUUGCUACAAAAGGGAGCCAACAAAGACAUCCGAAACCGGGCCGGAAAGACCCCCUACGAAGUGGCGGUGGAGUACGGCCAAAAUUGGCUUUUCGACGCGCUGAGGCUCGGAGACAGCCUCUGCGUUGCUUCUCGGAAGGGCGAAGUGAGAACAAUCCAAAAGCUGGUCGAGAACGGCGCAGCCAUCAACGGGCGAGACCAGCACGAAUGGACAGCGCUGCACAGAGCCUCAUUCAAAGGAAAAGUAGAUGCAGUGCGAGCUCUAAUGGAGAAAGGCAUUGACAUUGACGCUAAAGAUGAAGAUGGUUACACGGCGUUGCACUGUGCGGUGGAGGCGGGGCAAACUGACGUCCUAGAAAUGCUUGUAGAGAAGGGAGCUGACGUGGAAGCGCGAACCAACAAGGGCGUAACUCCGCUGCAAAUAGCAGAAUCUCUGCACUACAUUGGCGUCACAAGAAUACUCAUCCAUGGCGGCGCUACCAAAGAUAAUAUGAUAGCGCUUCCCGCACCCGCCAGCGGCGGCAGCCCGAUUCCGUUUGGAGACAAAAAGAUUGCCGCAAAAGAGGCGGUGGUGGGGGACGUGAAGAAGAAGAAGUCCGGUAGAGCUAGAGCACUUCGGAGUAGCUUUGAUCGGUCACUGCCGUUAGCGGUGCUCUAG
Molecule: messenger RNA, 1629 nt
Organism: Corylus avellana
Lineage: Eukaryota; Viridiplantae; Streptophyta; Magnoliopsida; Fagales; Betulaceae
Product: protein VAPYRIN-like
Biological process (GO): positive regulation of protein catabolic process; protein ubiquitination
Molecular function (GO): protein binding
Source: RefSeq, a predicted model, not a curated record